GCGGAACGCGUAAGGUCGAGACGGACUAUCGCGUCAAGAGCGUACCUUACGUUUCGUUGCGGCAAGUGUCAAUUGACACUUUGCAACGUUUUGAACUAAACUUUGUUGUACUGUUUUGCCGGUCUUUAAUUGAUCGUGUGGGGAAGAGCAAAAGUGCCUGUGCAGAGUGUACAGCCAAGCUACCAACAACCUGAAGGUUGCAACAAUCCGAACUCUGGCUUCGUGCUGAGCACUUUGUAGUCAGUGACUGUACCAAGGCGCCAUUCCCUCUUGCACCUCAAGGUUGCCGAAACGCUCUAGUCUUUUUCCGCUUUGAUCAUCAGUAGUGAUAGUAUGGGUUUAAAUUGUUCCAAAUGCGCUGCGUUAGAACCCGCCGACAGCCAAAUUUCCAGUACGCGACAAGAAUCACCAGACCCGGCCAUGUACGACUUGAUGCGCCGUUCGGUCGAGUACACGUCACGGCCUCAUCCUGGUACUGUGGAAGUAGCCACACCGGAAAAGACGACUGCCUCCACGGAAACAGCGAGCGCCGCCGCGGCUGGACAGUUCCAUCUGCUGUACAAGCAGCAACACAAGACAGCCAAACUUCCGCAUGAACUAGAAUCCCUACAAAGUCUCAAGAAGGCUACCAGGAAAACCUCUUCUGUGUACUGUCCUACCCGCUUGCUGGUUCGACGACAUUCUGUACGUCAUUACGAAGAAGGCAUGAGUGGAACCCAUAUUUACGCGAUUCGCUAUCCCAUCGAUAAGCCUUUGGAGUUGCGGGGGUACAAGGGAGAAACAACGACUGUCACUACGGGACAGGAGCAAGCACCCCAUCGCCACAAGAGCCCAGCCUUGCAGCAGCAGCAGAAGCAGCUCUACAACUCAACAGCAACGUCAGCCUCCGUCACUACGGCUACGAACAAAGCAAGUAUCGCACAAUCAAGCUCUUCAAACGCAGCAUCAAGCGGGAAAAAAACCACGCCGGUGGGACCGGUAGAACCAGCAAGCGACAAAUGGCCAGCUUUGAAAGAUAAUCCGGAACAAGGAGCGGUGGAUCAGUUGUUUAACCCCAUUACAAUGCUAGCACCACCGAAACGACGAGUUGCUGAAUGGGUGACUAUCAGCUCGGAGCACAACAUUUACGUUGCCGACGUUGGUUUAACUAUUGCCGAGUGCGAUCGCCUGGUCCAAGUGACGGAACAGGUUUGUCGUGGCCAGUACGCUGCCUACACGUACGCGAAGCAAACGUUGGGAUGUCGGGAAUUCCCACCGUUGGCACACGCGUGUCAGGAUGCGGUCCACGCCGUCACGCACGCAAUUUUGGAGUAUGGGAAAAAUUCGGCGCUCGCCUUGGAUGAUCGGGAACCUCACAUGGUCAAAUACGAUGUCACCAAGAAAGAACGUCAAAAAUUGGAUAUGCAUACAGACAAAAGUGAAUGGACCUUUUUGAUUGCCUUGUCGAACGGAUCCGGUUUGGAUUACGAAGGUGGCGGGACGUUCUUUGAGUGCCUUGAUUCAACGGUGCACGUACAGCGCGGUCACGCCUUGAUUUUUCCGGGCAAGCUUCGGCAUUGUGGGCAGCGCAUUACAUCUGGAUUACGUUUUUUGCUGGUAGGAUUCUUGGUGGACAAGUCGACGCCUUCAUCAAAAGAAUCAAAUGCGACGCAGACUACAACAUCGACGAAAGAGGAUAUUUAGAUUGCCCCCCAUGUGGACGGCUGAGGUGACGUGCAUACACUGUGAAAAGAGCAACGUGAUGAAUUUGGUAGAGAGGUGCGGCUGCGUCUCUUGAGGUAUUCGUGUGAUCAUUAGAACACAAAAUCUUUUGU
Molecule: messenger RNA, 1814 nt
Organism: Phaeodactylum tricornutum CCAP 1055/1
Lineage: Eukaryota; Bacillariophyta; Bacillariophyceae; Surirellales; Neidiaceae
Exons: 2
Coding region: 334-1683 (449 amino acids)
Source: RefSeq, a predicted model, not a curated record